Messenger RNA from Polypterus senegalus (gray bichir), 3947 nucleotides. It is a transcript of the gene znf148, whose product is annotated as zinc finger protein 148. The transcript has 9 exons. Gene Ontology annotation, molecular function: RNA polymerase II cis-regulatory region sequence-specific DNA binding; DNA-binding transcription factor activity, RNA polymerase II-specific. The coding region runs from base 348 to 2717 and encodes 789 amino acids. NCBI's taxonomy places the organism in Eukaryota, Metazoa, Chordata, Cladistia, Polypteriformes, Polypteridae. Gene Ontology annotation, biological process: regulation of transcription by RNA polymerase II. The record is from RefSeq and is a predicted model, not a curated record.
GGGGGCCGUGCGGGCAGGAAUGUUGUUGCUGUCACAGGGAGCUUCAGCGGAGAAACUUUUGCAGACAAAACAUGACAGCCAGGCGUGUUUAACGGCGCUUAGCAGAGCCGAUAGGCCAGAAGUAUCCAGAUGCUGAGAGAUGUACUCUAAGGUCCCUGGCAUCGCCAUGCCAUAUGAGAUUCCUGAGUUUGGACAAGUUGGCGACUACAACUUGGCAAGUUUUUAAACUACAGAACCAUCAUGUUAUAUCUUCAUAAAGUCAAACCACACCUCUGCUACUGUCUUGAUUUAAGCCUGAAAGUCAUCAUUGAACUUUAGGGGCCUGCUGCACUGUCUCCUUCAGAACAAUGAAUAUUGACGACAAAUUGGAAGGUAUUCUUCUUAAAUGUACGGAUACUGCAACAAUGCAGUCUUCCAGAGGUCUGGUGUCGUUGCAACAGCCAUUAGGGGGCAAAGUGGGAAGCCUGGAUACUGGACUGGGAGACAGGGGUCUCUCACAUGAUGACAUUCUGGACAAAGAUCAUGGGGAAAUACAGGGUAAUCAACUUAUCCCACAUGAUGAAUUAAUGGUUCAUGAGGAAACUGUGAAAAAUGACGAGGAAGACCCAGAAAUGCAUGAUAAACUGUCCCAGGAUUUGCCAUAUGCCAUGCAUUUACCAGUUAAUGUUAAACAAGAAAAGAAAGUGUCAGAUGAACCAGUACAGACGAAAAAAGAUAAGAAAUUAGCAAGAGAUGUUGUAGAUGCCCAGAAAAAGAAAAAAAGAAAACAACGAUCCCCUGCAAAGAUUCUUACAAUAAAUGAAGAUGGGUCACUUGGUCUUAAAAGUCCGAAGUCUCAUGUGUGUGAGCACUGCAAUGCUGCCUUCCGAACCAACUACCAUUUGCAGAGACAUGUGUUCAUCCAUACAGGUGAGAAGCCAUUUCAGUGCAGCCAGUGUGAUAUGCGUUUCAUCCAGAAGUACCUUCUGCAAAGACAUGAAAAGAUUCAUACUGGUGAGAAACCAUUUCGCUGUGAUGAAUGUGGUAUGAGGUUCAUACAAAAAUACCACAUGGAGAGGCAUAAAAGAACUCAUAGUGGAGAAAAGCCUUAUCAGUGUGAAUACUGUCAUCAGUAUUUUUCAAGGACUGAUCGAGUACUAAAGCACAAACGCAUGUGUCAUGAAAACAGGGAUAGAAAAUCCAAUAAAGCUAAAACGGGAUUAUUGGGACCUGAAGAUGAUCCAAGCUUCUCACAAUCUCAGAAAGAAUCCUCCCAGCCAAAGAAAAAAAGGCAGAAAACUGGAGAAAAGCAAAGAACUCACACAGCCCUUUCCAGUAAAGAAGGCAGUGAAGGAAAACAAGAUCCGAAAAAUUUAAAGAAUGACUAUCUGCCUUUGUAUGCAAUUGCCUCCAAAGUCAAAGAUGAGUAUAUGGUGGCAGAGUAUUCAGUUGAGUUGCCGCAUUCUUCGGUUACUGGAGGACAGCUAGGUGAAUCAUCUUCUGAGGACAUACAUCCUCCAAAACUGGUCCUAAAAAAGGUAACCAACAAAAGAAAUCCCAAGCAGUCUUUGGAGCACAGUCAAAGCCUUUCACCUCUAUCUUCUUUUGAUGAAGGUAAAGUUUCAAAAUAUUCUUUUGACCUUGUGGACAAACAAGGACUUCUUGACUCAGAGACCACUAGUGACAUGGAUCAGGUAGAUGCCCUACAAGAGGGUCCAAGUAAGCCUGUGGCAAGUAGUACCAAUUAUGAUGAUGCCAUGCAGUUUUUAAAAAAAAAGAGGUACUUGCAGGCAGCCACUAAUACCAGUAGGGAUUAUGCUCUUAAUGUGGGAACAAUUGCUUCUCAGCCCUCUGUCACUCAAGCAGCUGUUGCCAGUGUCAUUGAUGAUAGUUCUGCUGCCUCAAUUUUGGAUACACAGACAUUAAAUGUUGAAAUUAAAUCAAGCCAUGACAAGAAUGUGAUUCCGGAUGAGGUCCUUCAGACACUUUUAGAUCACUAUUCAAACAAAGCAAAUGGACAGCAUGAAAUAUCUUUCAGUGUGGCAGAUACAGAAGUGACUUCCAGUAUAUCAAUUAACUCUACUGAUGUUCCUGAAGUUACACAAGCUGAGACCGUACUUACGACGUCCCAAGCACCUUCAACAGAAAAAGCCAGCAUGCUUCAGGAAUAUUCCAAAUUUCUGCAGCAAGCCUUGGACAGAACUAGCCAGAAUGAUGCCUAUUUAAAUAGCCAGAGCCUUAUUUUUGUUUCUGAGAACCCGGCCCUUGCAAGCCAGCCUUUGUUUUCUACAUUAGAUAAGCAGUAUACUUUGUCUAACCGAUCCGCCUUUCGUUCUGGAAUGAAUUCUCCAUUAAGGUCCACUUCAGAGAAGUCACAUUUUGGACUUUUGGUUGGGGAAUCCCAGCACUCAUUUUCAUUUUCAGGGGAUGAAGCCAAUCAUUCUGCUGUUACUCCUACAGAAGAUUUUUUAGAGCAUGUGACUGCCUCAAAAAAGGCUGACACUCAACAGAUCCAUCAGGCCUUUCAGAUAGGUACAUUUGAACAGAGCUUCAGACCUCAGUUUCAGAGUUCAAGACCUACUAUUUCAGCCCAGUUCAGUGCCACAAAUGGACAAGUGAACUUGCGCAAUCAUACAGCAAACAAUGAUUUCUCUGAAUUCCCUCUGGUUAAUGUAACUGAAAGCCGAAUACAAAUGACUUCUUCACCAGAUACCACCAGCAGUCAAACAUUUGGCUAGAAAAUGUUUUUCUAAAUUAUAAAGGCACUUUACAGUCACCAUUUCUAGAUGCUUGGGAUGCGUUUUAGGUGAUAGAUCUUACUGAAAUUUAUUGGUGAAUGCUGAUUUUCAUUGAUAAGCAAAGUGAACGUUGAUAUGUGGAAUUCUUACUUUAAUCUUAAUAUUUCAGCCUAUACUGUACCCAAUUUCAGGGACUAGAGAUACUUAUAACUUCAUCUCAUACUUUGUGUUCUGGCAUGCCUUUCUUUAAAAUUUGUUUACUGCAGGGUUGAAUAACCUUGAAUUUUUUUUUUUUUUUUAAUACACAAAAUUACUUAUGGAGAUAUGGUUGCAGUAUUUGCCUUCUUCAUUCGCUUUUAACUGUUUCCUUGGCCAAUUACUGUUUAUACUUAUUUAUAUCAGUGGUGAAACCUUUUCAAUAAGUUGUCUGUUUGUCGGUGUGUUGAUUUUCUUGUGGCGUUUUCCUACCAGUGAUUGAAACUUUCUCAAACUUUGAAUUCAGUUUUAAUCAGGAUUUUGCUAAAUUUAGUUAUUUUUGGAAAUAUCAAAGUAUGGUGUGUCGUGAGUGACCUCUAAAGACCAUACACUUAAUCUAUUCAUUGUCUGAACCCCCUCAUUCCAGUCCUGGGCACUAAUACGUAAAGCUGCUUUGAAAAAUUAUAACAGGCAUAAAAACUAGAAUUUUAGGGCAACACCCAGUGAGAUGUUUUAUAUGGCUUAUAUACAAAAUUAAUUUAAACACGUCACCUACAAAUACAUUUUUGAUUUCUAUACUUUUAUUUACAAUAAGGAACAGAAUAUUUGUCAUAUUAUGUGUGUGUUUGGGGACUUGGAAAGCUAUAGGUCUGCUUUUAUGUUACUGUUUUAGAGACCAAAAAUCACUGUCACUAAAUGAGACUCCAAGACUGGCUUAUGAAAUAUUUUAUAUUUUCCGCAGUGUACUGUUUAUCAUGCAGGUACAAAGGAAAAAACACAAUACAACUUUUGUAAAAAUUCUCCACAUAAAUUUCAUGUAUGUUAACAUUAUAGACAGUGCAUGCACACAUCACUGAUAUCUGAUUUGUUGUGCUACACCUGUAUGUUCUCCAAACUGUUCCUGUGUUAUUUGCCUAGAUUAUGAAAUCAUUCUGAGUCUCAUAUUUUUGCUUAUUUGUUUCAUAUUGUUUGUCUGAUAAAUACAUUCAAAUUAAUAAUAUAUAAAUAACAUAAUUUAUUUUUUAAAAGUAAUUU